Molecule: messenger RNA, 1293 nt
Organism: Aureobasidium musti
Lineage: Eukaryota; Fungi; Ascomycota; Dothideomycetes; Dothideales; Saccotheciaceae
Source: the annotation of a GenBank genome assembly
AAAUUUCUGUUGACAAUCAAGAACAUUCUACUCUCUGACGCGGAAAUUCCAACGACCAGGCAAUCGAAAGAUUAUCUGUAUGGUCUGCGAGGCUUGCUGGCCAUCGAAAGCUUCUGCUGGCUGUUCCUGCAGGCCUUUGUUCCGACAGUGGUUUCAUCGAGGACGUCGGGGCCUAUGUACCAGAUCGUCGCUCGCAAUAUGUUCUCGGUACCUCUAUGGAAUGAGAGUCUGAUUUAUUCNUUUUUCAUUAUACUAUCCGCACGCUCGGUAUGCAUGCAUUUCCUCCAGGAACCGACUGCCAAAUCGUUCGCUCGAUCGCUAAUCGUUCGGCCUCUACGUAUUGGUAUCCCUCUGGCAUUCGCCUUGGCUUCCUCCAUCUCUUUGUUUUCUUUCAUUGAUAAAUCAUACAUCGAGACAGCUGCAAAGAUUCUUGACAAUCCCAAUCUUACCGCUCCUCGUAUGCCAGCCACUGCACUAGCAUCGUUCAACACAGCCUGGGACUUGCUUUGGAUCACUUCCGACUUCGCGAAACAGAUGGCCAACCAAGCCUUCCCCGGUGCAUCCAUCUGGGUACCGUCCUUGAUCUACUCGCAAAGCUACACAGUCUACAUCGCUAUGGUCAUACUCCCUUUCACAAGAGUAUCUUGGCACCUACAGGCUGUUGCGAUCUUCAGUAUUGGUUCAUUCUGGUUUAACUCCUGGGGUUGGUAUUCAGCAGCUGGUCUUCUCGUCGCUGACAUAUCUCACUAUCCUAGCUUACGUGCUUGCUUGGACCGAGGCAUCAAGUUCAAUGAUGACACCAGCUUUUCAUACCGGACAUUGGCCGUGAUAUCGGUGCUAGUGGGCCUCGUCAUGAAAUACGUCUGGGUCGCAGCUUUCCCUCAACAUCUUCGAGCUGAGCUACUGGUUCAUCCCAGCCAACAUCUAAGCUCAGUCUCGAGUGCGCAUCCAGAUCAGCCAUUCGCUCGUCUGGAUGAUUACCUAGUGGUGGUCGGUGUUCUGGUGUUGCUUGAGACGUCAAAUCGUAUGCAAAAUAUCUUCUCAUCUAGGAUCCUGGUCGGACUGGGAAAACGAUCGCUAAGCUUAUACAUCGCACAAUCUCUGAUGCUCUACACUGUCGCCCUUGAUGUUUUAGUUUUGCUCGGGGAGAGACACAUGUCCGUGGUUUGGGCUGAAACCGUGGCCUUCGUUGUUUAUCUCUGCUCGACUGCUGUCUCUGGUGAGGUUUUUUACAGACUGGUCGAGCAACCAGCGACAUGGGUUGCUGAAUUUCUCUUCAACUGGAGCAGGAAG